AUGCCUGUCACUGGCAAUCUCACUAGCAUGGCUCUUGCAACUCUUUAUUCUAAGCUCUCCAAGAGUUCAAACUCUUUGCAUAAUCAAGUUCCAAAGGAUACAGAGCUUCAAGACAAGCAGAUUUUUGAAGACCUCAAGACAGCAAUAAAGUCAAGACUCGGGGUUCAAUUUACAGACUUGGAUAAUCAGGGUCCUUUAAGCUUAGGCCACUUCGAUUUCAACAACAAGGAUGCUUCUACAUUUGCAGAGGGGACCCUUCACCCCACGUUGCAGAUGGGCGAUGUUGAACGCAUGUUAGCUAACACCGCAAAAAGUUUGAAGGGGUACAUUGUAUCAUUGAUGGAGGGCAUGGGUCUUGAGGCGUCUGUAGUCAAGAGUGCACAUGAUUCCCAUCCCGUGUUUGAGCCCUCUUGGGGGGCAGCCCUCAACUCUAUCUCCUCCGCAAUUUACCUCACAGCAUAUUGUCACUACUUGGACUGGUGCAACCACAAAUACGACAAACGCAAGUCGAUGCAUGUUGGCAUUCAACAACCCUCAGGCUCCGAGUCUACCAGUAGUACAACCAAUGCUACUUCACUCUCAUCCAUUCCAACAACUUCCUCCUCAUCUGAUCCGACAACUUGCACCUCGUCCAGCAUGACGUCGGCCUCUUCGUCUACUGGGUUAUCGUUCGAUGCGCAGCCUGAGCGCUCAGCGAAGAAAUCAAAGUUUCAGCCAGAAGGUGAAGGGUCUAAGGGAACCCCGAAGAAAGAGGCACAGAAAGUCCCAUCACCUAUAUUCCCAACAAAAACAGAGUCAGACUCAAACUGCGAAGACAGCGACAAUGAAUCUACUACUCACCCCAUCGACACCCGGUCUAGCGAUAAAUUUAAGGCCCAGCUUGUUUUGAACGCGACUCGAGCACAGCGAAAUGUUUGCCUUGCGGAGAAGACACUCGCAGAUUGCGUUGUCCAGCAGAAUAUAGUGCUUGGGAGACUCUACCAGUUUGAGGCUACAGAAGCUGGAAGGAAGUUGGAGGACGCUGAUAUCAACAUCGGUUAUGUACGUCAUUCAGUUCGCAAAAUCGGCAUCACAUUGCUCGAGGACUUUCCUACCAGUAAGCCUUGA
Suillus bovinus is the source of this 1107-nucleotide messenger RNA. RefSeq lists its product as uncharacterized. The record is from RefSeq and is a predicted model, not a curated record. The transcript has 6 exons. The coding region runs from base 1 to 1107 and encodes 368 amino acids. Lineage: Eukaryota; Fungi; Basidiomycota; Agaricomycetes; Boletales; Suillaceae.